This is a messenger RNA of Psilocybe cubensis, 2079 nucleotides long. RefSeq lists its product as uncharacterized. Gene Ontology annotation, cellular component: ribonucleoprotein complex. Gene Ontology annotation, molecular function: RNA binding. The coding region runs from base 1 to 2079 and encodes 692 amino acids. NCBI's taxonomy places the organism in Eukaryota, Fungi, Basidiomycota, Agaricomycetes, Agaricales, Agrocybaceae. The transcript is spliced from 5 exons. The record is from RefSeq and is a predicted model, not a curated record.
AUGUCUUCUCCAUCUGUUGCCCAGCCUGAGGCUGUCCCCGUUACCGCUACUGAGAGCGUUUCUCCUCCUGCUGCUGCCCCAGCCCCAUACAACCCUCCCACCCAGAGCUCUGUUGCUUCUGCUCCUUCUGCUUCUCUCUAUGUCGGAGAGCUGGACCCCACCGUCACCGAAGCUAUGCUUUUUGAGAUUUUCAACAUGAUUGGCCCAGUUGCUAGCAUCCGUGUCUGCCGUGAUGCAGUUACUCGUCGCUCUUUGGGCUAUGCCUACGUUAACUACCUCAACGCCAGCGAUGGUGAGCGUGCCCUUGAGCAGCUCAACUACUCCCUCAUCAAAGGCCGUGCUUGCCGCAUCAUGUGGUCCCAACGUGACCCCGCUCUCCGCAAAACCGGCCAGGGAAACAUUUUCAUCAAAAACUUGGACGAACUCAUCGACAACAAGGCUCUCCACGAUACCUUUGCUGCUUUCGGUAACGUCUUGUCUUGCAAGGUUGCUACCGAUGAACACGGUCGCUCCAAGGGUUAUGGAUUCGUCCACUACGAGACCGGCGAGGCCGCCGACAGCGCCAUCAAAGCUGUCAACGGUAUGUUGUUGAACGACAAGAAGGUCUAUGUCGGUCACCACAUCUCCCGCAAGGAGCGUCAAUCCAAGCUCGACGAGAUGAAGGCCCAGUUCACCAACCUAUACGUCAAGAACAUUGACCCUGAGAUGAGCCAGGAGGACUUUGAAAAACUGUUCAAACAGUUUGGCAGUGUUACCUCUGCUCUUAUCUCUGUUGAUGAAGAGGGCAAGAGCAAGGGCUUUGGUUUCGUCAACUUUGACAGCCAUGAAGAGGCCCAGAAAGCCGUGGAUACUCUCCACGACACCGAGGUUAAUGGACGCAAGUUGUUCGUCUCCCGGGCCCAGAAGAAGGCUGAGCGCGAGGAAGAGUUGCGCCGCUCAUACGAGCAGGCCAAGAUGGAGAAGUUGAGCAAGUACCAGGGUGUUAACCUCUACAUCAAGAACUUGGAGGACGAUGUCGAUGAUGACAAGCUCCGUGCCGAGUUUGAGGUCUUUGGAACCGUCACCAGCUGCAAGGUUAUGCGCGAUGAUAAGGGCACCUCCAAGGGUUUCGGUUUCGUUUGCUUCUCUACCCCAGAUGAGGCUACGAAGGCUGUUGCUGAAAUGAAUAACAAGAUGAUCGGCACCAAGCCCCUGUAUGUCUCUUUGGCUCAGCGCCGCGAAGUUCGCAGGCAGCAGCUCGAGAGCCAGAUCGCUCAGCGCAACCAGAUCCGCAUGCAACAGGCUGCUGCUGCUGGUCUCCCUGGAGGAUACAUCAACGGCCCCAUGUACUAUCCCCCUGGCCCCGGCUUCGGUCCCCAAGGCCGUGGCAUGAUGGGAUACGGUCAGCCUGGCAUGAUGCCUCCUCGUCCUCGGUAUGGACCCAAUGGACAGGUCGCCGGUAUGCCUGUCCCCGCUCCUUAUGGUCAGGCACCAGCAGGAUAUCCUAUGCCCCAGGGAGGGUACCCACCUCGCGGACCUCCUCGUCCCCCUGUUGCUCGCGGCCCCGGUGGCUCGCCUCCUCAUGCUAAUGUUCCCAUUCCCCGUGCUAAUGGCGCUGCUCCCGCCAACGGUGCUCCUCGUCCUGCCGGUCCCCAAGGCGCUGCCCCUGCCGGACGCCCCGCUCCUGCUGCCGCUGCUGGCCGCAACCCCCCUCCUCCUCAGGCCGCUGCUCCUCCUGCUGCUGGGUACAAGCAGCCUGCUGCCGCUCCCCAGCAAGGAAGACCCGCUGGAGCCGCUCCCGCCGCCCCUGCGGCUGCUGCUGCUCCUUCUAUCCCUGCCGAGCUGGGCAUCCCUGCUUCUCAGUUCCACGCCGCCCCUGUCGCUGAACAGAAGCAAAUGCUCGGUGAGGUUAUCUACAUGAGAAUCGUUCCUUCUCAGCCUGAGCUUGCAGGAAAGAUUACCGGUAUGUUGUUGGAGAUGGACAACACUGAGUUACUCCAGCUUUUGGAGGCUCCCGAGGCUAUGAACGCCAAGGUCAACGAGGCCCUCGUCGUUCUCCACGACUUCUCUGCCAAGGAGUCGGAGGGCGCGACCGCCUAA